Molecule: messenger RNA, 546 nt
Organism: Periconia digitata
Lineage: Eukaryota; Fungi; Ascomycota; Dothideomycetes; Pleosporales; Periconiaceae
Source: the annotation of a GenBank genome assembly
CAUGCAUCAGGAAGAACUUGCUGCGCCCCUCACCCUCUUCCGUUACUUUCCCACUGUUCUCCUUCAGCUUUUGGGCAUCGACGCUUCCCACUGCAGCAUUUACACUACUUAAUAAUGAGCUCUUGCUUUAAAUCAGAAUCAGGGACAGAGAUUCGCCAUCAAUCAGUCCGAAAACCGCACGUUAUCAUAAUCGCGAGUGGAACGGGUGGACAGCGAAGACCCGCGAUAGCAACGAUCGAUUAUAAAACCGACGAAGAUGUUGUCUCACGAAAUAUCGCCCAUCUUGUGGGGGCAGACAUAUAUCCGACUGAGAAGGAAGGUCGAUUCUCGGAAUAUCGUACAGCAAGUAGUGUCUACGAGGAAACAUAUCUGGUAUGGACAGUGGAAAAGCAACCAAAGAAGACACACCAAGGCAAAUUCUAUGUUUCUACAGAAGAGAACCCGAGUUACGACGUGGUGUUCGGUACAACCAGUGCGGCAAUAUUGGAAUCAUCAACGAAGAAGCGUUGGUGGCUCGGUUUGAGGCGAGAGGAAAGCAGCUGGUAA